CUUACCUGCGGGGCAGGCAUAAGAAGAACAUUUUUCUGCUGGGAAUGAGAUGUUCUUGAGUUCUUACACCUUUAUGAAGAGACCCACAUGUGGUGCUAUUGAGAAGGUUGUUGGGAAGUUUGAAGACUUUUCAGAUAACAGGUUGUUUUGGUUUCUAAAAUAAAAGUGGGGAGGCAUCUGUUUUGUGAAAGGAGAAAGGACUGAGGCCAGAAAACUUGUAUGCUAUGGUUAACUGGUUCCCAGCCGCCGGGAAUGGUGUUUUCUGUGGUGUGAAACUUACGCAGCAUCAGGAUAAAGGAUAGCGACUCUAUGGAUAUACAGAAUCCUUCACCAUGGUAAAACUCGCCAACCCGCUGUACACGGAGUGGAUUUUGGAGGCCAUCAAAAAAGUGAAGAAGCAAAAACAGCGGCCUUCAGAAGAAAGGAUAUGCAAUGCAGUGUCUUCAUCCCAUGGCUUGGAUCGUAAAACUGUUUUAGAGCAACUAGAGUUGAGUGUCAAGGAUGGAACAAUUUUGAAGGUCUCAAAUAAAGGACUCAAUUCCUAUAAAGAUCCUGAUAAUCCUGGGCGAAUAGCACUUCCUAAACCCCGAAACCAUGGAAAAUUGGAUAAUAAACAAAAUGUAGACUGGAAUAAACUGAUCAAGCGGGCAGUUGAGGGCUUGGCGGAGUCCGGCGGCUCAACUCUGAAAAGCAUUGAACGUUUUUUGAAAGGUCAGAAGGAUGUGUCUGCAUUAUUUGGAGGCGGUGCUGCCUCUGGCCUUCACCAGCAGUUACGAUUGGCUAUUAAACGCGCCGUUGGCCACGGCAGACUCCUUAAAGAUGGACCUCUUUAUCGGCUCAACACUAAAGCAGCCAGUGUGGAUGGGAAAGAGAGUUGUGAGUCUCUUUCCUCCUUACCUCCCGUGUCGCUGCUUCCACAUGAGAAGGAUAAGCCGGUUGCUGAACCAAUCCCCAUCUGUAGUUUCUGUCUUGGCACAAAAGAGCAAAACCGAGAAAAGAAGCCAGAGGAACUCAUCUCCUGUGCGGACUGCGGCAACAGUGGUCAUCCAUCCUGUUUAAAGUUUUCCCCCGAACUAACGGUUAGAGUGAAGGCCUUACGGUGGCAGUGCAUUGAGUGUAAAACGUGCAGCUCCUGUCGAGAUCAAGGCAAAAAUGCAGAUAACAUGCUCUUUUGUGAUUCCUGUGACCGGGGUUUUCACAUGGAGUGUUGUGACCCGCCACUCACUCGGAUGCCGAAAGGCAUGUGGAUAUGUCAGAUAUGUCGACCUAGGAAAAAAGGAAGAAAACUUCUACAGAAGAAGGCAGCACAGAUAAAACGGCGCUAUGCUAAUCCAAUAGGACGUCCAAAAAACAGGUUAAAGAAACAAAACACGGUGUCAAAAGGUCCCUUCAGCAAAGUUCGAACAGGCCCUGGAAGGGGUCGGAAACGUAAAAUCACCCUCUCCAGCCAGUCAGCGUCGUCAUCAGAAGAAGGAUACCUAGAGCAAAUAGAUGGCUUGGACUUCUGCAGAGAUGGCAGUGUCCCCUUGAAGUUCAAUAAGAAAACCAAAGGGCUCAUCGAUGGCCUUACCAAAUUCUUUACCCCUUCUCCCGAUGGGCGGAAGCCUCGGGGGGAAGUGGUAGACUACUCUGAGCAAUACAGAGUUAGGAAAAAGGGCAACAGAAAACCAAGCACUUCAGAUUGGCCCACAGACAAUCAGGAUGGCUGGGAUGGCAAACAAGAAAGCGAGGACCGGCUUUUCGGGAGCCAGGAAAUCAUGACUGAGAAGGAUAUGGAAUUAUUUCGUGACAUCCAAGAACAAGCACUGCAGAAAGUUGGAGUGACUGGACCUCCUGAUCCACAAGUCCGCUGUCCCUCUGUUAUCGAGUUUGGGAAGUAUGAAAUUCAUACUUGGUACUCCUCUCCAUAUCCUCAAGAAUACUCAAGGCUGCCUAAGUUAUAUCUCUGUGAAUUCUGUCUAAAAUAUAUGAAAAGUAGAACUAUUCUGCAGCAGCACAUGAAGAAGUGUGGAUGGUUCCAUCCUCCUGCUAAUGAGAUUUAUAGAAAGAAUAACAUUUCUGUUUUUGAGGUUGAUGGGAAUGUGAGUACCAUUUAUUGUCAGAACCUGUGUCUCUUGGCAAAGUUGUUUCUUGACCACAAAACACUCUAUUAUGACGUGGAGCCAUUUCUUUUUUAUGUUCUAACCCAGAAUGAUGUCAAGGGCUGCCACCUUGUUGGCUACUUUUCUAAAGAAAAGCACUGUCAGCAGAAAUACAACGUUUCCUGUAUAAUGAUUCUUCCCCAGUACCAACGCAAGGGCUAUGGGAGGUUUCUCAUCGAUUUCAGUUAUUUGUUAUCAAAGCGUGAAGGCCAAGCAGGGUCUCCAGAGAAACCGUUAUCCGAUCUAGGUCGCCUUUCCUACAUGGCUUACUGGAAGAGUGUAAUACUGGAGUGCCUUUAUCACCAAAAUGACAAGCAAAUCAGCAUUAAGAAGUUGAGUAAGUUGACUGGAAUCUGCCCUCAAGACAUUACUUCCACACUCCACCACCUGCGAAUGCUGGACUUCCGGAGUGACCAAUUUGUGAUUAUCCGCCGGGAAAAGCUUAUCCAGGAUCACAUGGCAAAGCUUCAGCUGAAUCUGCGGCCUGUAGAUGUAGACCCGGAGUGUCUGCGCUGGACUCCCGUCAUAGUCUCCAAUUCUGUUGUCUCGGAGGAGGAGGAGGAGGAGGAGGAGGAGGCGGAGGAGGUGGAGGAGGAGGAGGAGGAGGCGGCAGCGGCGGCUGCGGUGGGGAAGUCUGCAUCUCGCGAGAACAAAGAACAGGAUUCUUACACUUCAGUAGAAAGUGAAAAGAAACCAGAAGUUGCGACACCAGCCAGUACCACUCGUUUGAGCAAACAGGUCCUUCCCCGUGACAGUCUUCCUGCCAACAGUCAGCCGCCUCGGCGAGGCCGCUGGGGGAGGAAGAACAGAAAAGCCCAGGAACGCUUUGGUGAUAAGGACCCGAAACUGCUCUUGGAGGAGACGUCAGCCCCCCAGGAGCAGUACGGAGACUGCGAGGAAAAGUCAGAACCUUCCCAAGAGCAGUACUUGGAGAGCGAGGAGCCGUCGGCAGCCUCCCAGGAGCAGCUGAGCCAAGACGGGAAGCCGGACGGGCCCAAGAGGAGACCCAACGAGGGGCUUGAGCUCUGGCGAGGCCCGCCGAAGAAGAGCCCUGAGCCCCUGAAGUGCGGGCUGCCUGACGCCCACGACCGGCUGCCCCGUCGCUACAGCGAGGGUCGCUACUGCGAAGGCCGCUACGCUGACGGGGACCGCCCCGCGCUGCGGGGUUGCAGCGAGAGCAGCGAGGAGGACGGGGAGCCCGAGAGCCCCCGGUCCAGCUCGCCCCCGGUGCUCACCAAGCCCACGCUGAAGCGGAAGAAACCAAUUCUUCACCGAAGGAGGAGAGUCCGAAAGCGCAAACACCACAAUAGCAGUGUGGUCACAGAGACCAUUUCUGAGACCACGGAGGUCUUAGAUGAGCCUUUUGAAGACUCUGACUCCGAGAGGCCGAUGCCGCGAUUAGAGCCAACAUUCGAGAUUGAUGAGGAGGAGGAAGAGGAGGAGGAGAGCGAACUCUUCUCUCGAGGGUACUUCCAUCGCUUGGCCUCCCAGGACGUUCUCAGGUGUCAGUCCGAUUCGAAGAGGAAGUCUAAAGAUGAAGACGAUGAUGAAGAGUCAGAUGAUGCUGAUGACACUCCAGUCCUAAAGCCAGUGUCUCUCUUGAGAAAAUGUGAUAUGAAGGACGCUCCACUUGAGCCAGAUACAUCCACGCCUAUGAAGAAGAAGAAGGGAUGGCCCAAGGGCAAGAGCCGCAAACCGGUUCACUGGAAGAAGAGACCUGGGCGCAAGCCAGGCUUUAAGCUGAGUCGGGAGAUGGUGCCGGUGUCUGCUCAAGAGUCAAUCGUUGAGCCCAUCGUCCCCCUUCCUAAAGCGGGACGUAAAUCCAAAAUGGAAGAGAGCGAAGAAACUGUUGAACCAAAAGAAGACUUGCAGUUAACAGAGGAAAGGAAGGAAGACGAGGAGCUGCCCCUGGAAGCGGAGGAGGCCGAGGAAGGGGAGGAGGAGGACACCACCAGCAGUGAUGUUAGGGCGGCCUCUCCCCCCGACGCCAGCAGCCCUGAGGCCGAAGCCAAGGAGCCCGAGGCCAGCGAGGAGGAGGAGAAGCCCCGCGUCCCGGCAGAGCAGCGGCCGACGGAGGAGGCGCCACAGGAGCUGGCCAGGCGGGAGCCUGAGGAGGAGGAGGACACGGCCGCGGAGACCAACCAGAGCGAAGACCACGAUGCGGAUGACGAGGACGACGGCCACCUGGAGCCCGCCAAGAAGGAGGAGGAGCUGGGGCAGCCGCCGGCGCGGGAGGGCGUCAAGGAGGAGCCUGGCGGCCGGGAGGCUUUUUUAGAUCCUAACGUGCAGGGCAGCGGGGAGAACCCAAAAGACAAGGAGGAACCGGAGCCGGAUUCCGAGGAGGAGCAGACGUCCCACGACGCGUCUGUGGUGUCAGAGCACAUGCCGGGCUCUGAGGACGACCACGAGGAGGACUCGCGCUCGAAGGAAGAGCUGCUGGAGCUGAAGGAGGAGGAGGAGAUCCCGCAUAGCGAGCUGGACCUGGAGACGGUGCAGGCCGUGCAGUCCCUGACACAGGAGGAGCGCGGCGAGCACGAGGGCGCCUACCAGGACUGCGAGGAGACGCUGGCCGCCUGCCAGACGCUGCAGAGCUACACGCAGGCCGACGAGGACCCGCCGCUGGCCCUGGUGGAGGACUGCCAUGCCUCGGAGCACAACAGCCCGCUGUCCUCCGUCCAGUCCCACCCCAGCCAGUCUGUGCGCUCGGUCAGCAGCCCCAGCGUGCCCGCCCUCGAAGGGGGCUACACCCAGAUCAGCCCGGAGCAAGGAUCCCUGUCCGCCCCGUCUAUGCAGAACAUGGAGACCAGCCCCAUGAUGGACGUGCCUUCCGUAUCUGACCACUCCCAGCAGGUGGUGGACAGCGGCUUCAGUGACCUGGGCAGCAUCGAGAGCACCACGGAGAACUACGAGAACCCCAGCAGCUAUGACUCCACCAUGGGCGGCAGCAUCUGUGGGAACAACUCUUCCCAGAGCAGCUGCUCCUACGGCCUGUCGUCCUCCAGCAGCCUCACCCAGAACAGCUGCGUGGUCACCCAGCAGAUGGCCGGCAUGGGCGGCGGCUGCAGCUUGAUGCCGCAAAGCAGCGUCCCGCCCGCCGCCAACUGCGGCAUCAAGUCCCCGCAGAGCUGCGCCGUCGAGAGGCCUCCCAGCACGCAGCAGCCACCACCGGCCCAGCCGUCGCAACAGCCUCCACCGCCACAGCCUCAGCUCCUACGGCCUGUCGUCCUCCAGCAGCCUCACCCAGCGGGGAACAUCAGCAUCUACGAGCGGAUCCCCGGGGACUUUGGGGCCGGCAGCUACUCCCAGCCGUCGGCCACCUUCAGUCUGGCCAAGUUGCAGCAGCUGACCAACACCAUUAUGGACCCCCAUGCCAUAUCUUAUAGCCAUUCUCCUGCUGUGACUUCCUAUGCAACCAAUGUUUCUCUGUCCAACACGGGGCUGGCUCAGCUGGCCCCAUCGCAUCCCUUAGCGGGGACCGCUCAAGCACAAGCCACCAUGACGCCGCCCCCGAACCUGGCCUCCACCACCAUGAACCUCACGUCCCCGCUGCUGCAGUGCAACAUGUCUGCCACCAACAUUGGCAUUCCCCACACGCAGAGGCUGCAAGGGCAGAUGCCCGUCAAGGGGCACAUCUCCAUCCGCUCCAAGUCGGCGCCCCUGCCCUCCGCGGCGGCUCACCAGCAGCAGCUGUACGGCCGCAGCCCGCCCGCGGUCGCCAUGCAGGCCGGCCCGCGCGCCUUGGCUGUGCAGCGAGGCAUGAACGUGGGGGUGAACUUGAUGCCCACCCCUGCCUAUAAUGUCAAUUCCAUGAAUAUGAACACCCUGAACGCCAUGAACAGCUACCGAAUGACCCAGCCCAUGAUGAACAGCAGCUACCACAGUAACCCAGCCUACAUGAACCAGACAGCACAGUAUCCUAUGCAGAUGCAGAUGGGGGUGAUGGGGGGCCAGGCCUACCCCCAGCAGCCUAUGCAGCCGAGCCCGCAUGGAAACGUGAUGUACACGGGCCCCUCCCAUCACAGCUACAUGAAUGCGGCGGGCGUGCCCAAGCAGUCGCUCAACGGACCUUACAUGAGAAGAUGAGCAAGACGGACUUGCAGUUCAGAACCUAAAUAUAUAUAAAUAAAGGAACCUUUUAUACUGACAAACCAGAGAAAAAUGGACCUUUUUUCCAGUUAAAAUAUUGCUGUAGAUUUAGAGGAAUUUUUCUUUGGUUUAUUUUAUUUUUUAGAAAACCUGGUCUUUUUUGGGGGGUUCAUUUUGUUCUGGGUUUUGGUUUUCUUCACAAUCUUGAACAUUUUACAAUAGAACUCAUCUAAAAACGGAUUUGGGGAUAGGGGAAACAUGCACAGAAAUCUUUUCAUAAUUAAAAAGAGCCUUACUUUCUUUACACGCCACAUGGACAGAAUUUGUGUAAAAGUGAAUUAUCUUUAUUUUAUUUUAAAUUGUAUGUUUCCCCUCAAGUGUUUGCAGCUCCCAGUGUCGUCAUUUUUAAAUGUUACAUAUACAUCUCGAGGGUUAGCCAGACCCUUUUCCUCCACACCCAGCCUUUCAUUCCCUACUUCAUUCCAGCAGGAGGCACUUAUGGGAGACUCGGAUGGGGACAUGGAGAACAACCCAAGCUCCUUAAACUUAUUAUUAUUGUUAAUAUUAUUAUUAUUAUUAUUAAUAAAGCGAGGCAGGAAAAUGCUUCUCCUCCUAAAAUCCCCUCCACUCCUACACAUACACACACGUGCACACACACACCUCUCGAAACCUUUCCCCAAGAAUGUUUCUUUAUAGAUGGACUUCAUCGAAAUGUUUGUUUUUCUUAGAUCAAGUGUAAUAUAAUUUUUUAAAAACUACUCCCACUCAGCACUCAGAGACACAAAAUACUGUAAGUCUCAAUUAACAGCAGAAUCUCAGAGGAAAGCUGUUUGCAAUCCUGAUCCAGCCUUGGAGGAAUAGAUGGUCAGUUAACAAUCAAAAGAGGAACGUAACCUCUUGUUUUUUUUUAACCACCUGGUAAUCAGCCAUACGCACAUAAUUCCACGCAGCCUCUUGAUUUUAGUACAUACCUUGAGACUCUUAAGGGUCUCGAUUCUCGAGCCUUCCUGACUCUGAUGAAAGUGAGCAGCAGACCCCGGUGAUUAGGCGAUGAGCCUCUGACAUCCUCAUCCGAAGGGUUGGCGGGUGAUUACACUGUCAGUGACUUGAGAAAUACUAACCUUUGACACUGUUUACUUCGUGUUGGGAGAGAUGACGCAGAUAGCGUGUUGUGAGGGAGACCAUGGUGUGAGUCUUAUAGCUACUUCAGUGAUAACAUACCUCUAGUUUUUCUUCGUCUUUGAAAUCCUGAGUCCCCUCCCCUGUGAAUCGGGAUGCGUGGCCCCUCCCCCGGGAGAGGCUGAGAAGAAGAGAGAUCGACCAACCACCAGCAUAGUCGGGCAGAUCUAGACAGCAGGGUUUUAGCAGGCUCCUAUGUUACUCCCAACUUCAUUCUCUUUUCUCUUGUGCAGCCAGUUUGCCCAUUCUCUUCUUGUCACUUGCUCCAGGGAUAGGUAAAAAAAAAAAAAAUACAUAUAUAUAUAUAUAAAAGUAUAUAUAUGUGUAUAUAUAUAUACAUAUAUAUGUUCCAUCAUUAGAAGAUGGACACUAUUAUACCACUUGGUAUGUGCAGUCAAAUAUCCAAAAGGGGGAAGAACUGCUUAAAGAAAUACCUGUAAGCAUUAAAUUCUCUCCUUUAUUUGUACAUUUUAUAUAGAUAAAUUUUUGAAGUAACAAAUUAGGCAUUAAAUUUUUUCAAAUGCACAGGUUUGUUGGGUUUUUUUUAAUAUAUAUACAUAUGUACACUUUAAUUGACUUUCUCAAUUAAACGUGUUAGGUAGGUCAAGGCAGAAUUCCACCUCUUGGCCGCUGUCUGAGCAUUCUGAGCAUGUGCAAGGCUGAGUAGGACCCAGUCUCUGUAUAUACCGGUCCGGUGCCCAGUCCUCUCUGUAGAACGCACCCUUGUGCUGCCCUCUGCCGAGUCUUCAGCGCUUUCAUUGCUUCCUGGUUGGGGCGGGGACGGGGUGGGCGGGGAGGGAGGUGUCUUGGGAGGAGGGUGGGUCAGGGCAGAAGGAGAAGCUGUUGAACGAGGGCCGUGAAUUCAGUUUCUGUUGGUUUGCGGUUGUGUUUGGUUUUGUUUCUUUUAAAAAAACAAAAACAAAAAAAACCAAUUUUCAAUCGGGCAGCUCCCUUUUUCCACAAGCCUUUUUGUGACUUUAGAACUAUUGUAGAGAAAAUGUUCUUUUCUAUAUUAUAAAAGAAAUUAUCCAACACAGUAAUAUUGGUACCUGUCAUUUUUUCACUUCUGUUUAAAAAAAAAAAUGUAUUUUUAGCAAGAUAACUUGGGUAAUCUUCUAAAAAAAGAAAUUUAAAAAACUCACUGUUAGUGACUUUGAUGCCUUUUAAAAUAAGAGCUUUUUCAUUUCAUUCCAUCUUUAAAAUUUUUUAUCUUUGUUGUAGAAUAUUAAAAACUAUUUUAAGAAAGAUAAAAAUUCUCUUUAAAGAGAUCUCUAGAGUGUGUGAAUAGAGCUCCAGAUGCCUCUAAAAGCCGCAUGUACAAAUGAAGCUAAGUCUAUUCCUGUCUGUUUAUAUUUGCUUUUCCUGUUUUGUAACCUCUUUGUACUUUGUUCAUGGUGACUUGUAAGCUACGGGGAAGGGGUGCCUAGAUGCCUUCGUACUUCUCCAUGUCACGCGCUCCUGGGCCAGCCGGCCUCCUUCCUCUCCUGUAUGUAAUAUCACUUUUUUUUCCCCCUUUCUAGCAAGUACUUUCAAAAGAACUCUGUACAUUUUAACAUUAAAAAAAAAA
Molecule: messenger RNA, 8973 nt
Organism: Odocoileus virginianus texanus
Lineage: Eukaryota; Metazoa; Chordata; Mammalia; Artiodactyla; Cervidae
Source: RefSeq, a predicted model, not a curated record